AUGGGCAACGGAUCAAUCAAAGGCCCACGUGUGGAGGAGAACGGCGUGGGCUCGCCGGGGGCGGCGCUGGGGUUAAAGGUCGCCCCUGGCGGGGACGUAGACGGGGGAGACGGGGGUGGUGGGCGGGGUCUGGAGUGGGAGGCGGAGCUUCUUCGUGGGCGUGUGGCGCGUCUGGAGGAGGAGCUUGCGAGGCGAGAGCGGGAGUUCCGCGCACAGGAAGUCCAGCUGCAGGCUCUCCGCCGCGAGCUCGACGCCAAGCGCUCGCAGAUCGACAAGCUGCAGGACGCCAUCGGCUACCACCGUCACCGCGGCAACAACGCCCUGGCGCCCUGGCCCUACUCGCCCCCCCUCCACCAGACCCACGCGGCGGGGGGGUCGCCGUCGCCGUCGGCGACGCGUCACAGCCGACGCCUGCUGAGCGUCAUCAACCAGGGCCCCGCCCGCUUCCAGCGCGUCGCCGUGGAGGUGCACCGUCGCCUGCGCGCCAAAGAGGGCGUGUCCGCCGAACCCAGCUCCUCCCACCGCCACAGCCGAGCGCAUCACCUGUCUGGGGAGAAGGCACGAGUGCGCAAGGACUCCAGUACGAGGCGUCUGAUAACGGAGGCGCUGCUGAGCAAUGACUUCCUGAAGCGGCUGGAGGUGCAGCACAUGCGUGAGAUGGUGGACUGCAUGUGUGAGCGCGUCUACGGCCAGCAGCAGCUGCUCAUCCAGGAGGGCCAGCCAGGACACUACCUCUACGUACUGGCAGAGGGCCUGCUGGAGGUCAGUCAGAAUGGGAAGCUCUUGGGUCAGAUGCGGGCAGGGACGGCCUUCGGGGAGUUGGCCAUCCUCUACAACUGCAAGAGGACCGCCACCGUUACAGCGGUGGCUGAGUCGCACAUCUGGGCUCUGGACAGACAAAUGUUCCAGAAAAUAAUGAUGCGGUCGACUCAGGCCCAAAAUGAAGAGUACUUCAGUUUCUUACGCAGUGUGUCUCUCCUGAAAGACCUGCCUGAGGAGAAGCUGGCCAGAAUAGUGGACUGUCUAGAGGUGGAUUACUUUGAUGAAGGAGACUAUAUCAUUCGUGAGGGAGAGGAAGGGAGCACAUUCUUCAUCAUUGCUGAAGGAGGGGUGUGUGUGACUCAGACCAUGGAAGGGUGUCCUGAUCCACAGCAGAUUAAGACUCUCGGGGUCGGAGAUUACUUUGGGGAGAAAGCGCUCAUCAGUGAAGAUGUCCGAUCAGCUAACAUCAUCGCCACAGAGAACAACACACAGUGCCUCGUCCUGGAUAGAGAUAACUUUAACCAGAUGGUGGGCACUUACGAGGAGCUGCAGGCGUACCUGAGAGAAUACGUGGAGCAGCUCGCACGCAGCGACCAGAGGAGGAACGCUGUGCCCCAGUCUCCUGUGCAGGGGGAGUCGAGUGCUGAGUCGCUGGAGCUGCGGCGUCUGAGGGAGAAGCUCCUCCUCCUGCCCUCUCCCUGCUGCCCCCUACAGCACAUGCAGCGCAUCGCCACCCUCGGCAUGGGCGGCUUCGGACGCGUUGAGCUGGUGAAGCUGAAGGAUGAGGACAUGGGCUUUGCUCUGAAGUGCAUUAAGAAGAAGCACAUCGUGGACACCAGGCAGCAGGAGCACAUCUACUCUGAGAAGAACAUCCUGCAGCAGAUACACUGCCAAUUCAUCGUCAAGCUGUACAGGACGUUUCGGGAUGACAAGUGUGUGUACAUGCUGCUGGAGGCCUGUCUGGGGGGAGAACUAUGGAGCGUGCUGAGGGACAUGAGCUGCUUUGAGGAUGCCACGGCUCGCUUCUGCAUUGGCUGUGCGCUGGAAGCCUUCGACUACCUGCAUGGAAAAGGCAUCGUGUACCGCGACCUCAAGCCCGAGAACCUGCUACUGGAUGCAGAGGGAUACGUCAAAAUGGCAGACUUUGGCUUUGCGAAGCGCAUCGGUCUGGGGAAGAAGACCUGGACCUUCUGCGGGACGCCCGAGUACGUGGCCCCCGAGGUCAUCCUGAACAAGGGCCACGACUUCGGCGCCGACUGCUGGUCCCUCGGCAUCCUCAUCUUUGAGCUGCUCACCGGCAGCCCCCCGUUCACGGGGUCGGACCCCAUAAAGAUCUACACCAUGGUCCUGCACGGCAUCGAGAAGGUGGACAUGCCCAAGCGCAUCGGCAAACGCCCAGAGGACCUCAUCAGGAGGCUGUGCAAGCUCAACCCUGCAGAGAGACUCGGCAAUAAGAAGAAUGGCAUCAUAGAUAUCAAGAAGCACAAGUGGUUCCAGGGCUUCAACUGGGAGGGUUUACGGCGGGGCAAGCUGGCAUCUCCCCUGAAGAGAGAGCUGAAAGGCCCUCUGGACCACAGCCACUUCGACAUGUUCCCACCGGACCUGGAGGAGCCUCCAGAUGAGCUGUCGGGCUGGGACAAGGACUUCUGA
Molecule: messenger RNA, 2412 nt
Organism: Sardina pilchardus (European sardine)
Lineage: Eukaryota; Metazoa; Chordata; Actinopteri; Clupeiformes; Clupeidae
Product: cGMP-dependent protein kinase 2
Exons: 18
Coding region: 1-2412 (803 amino acids)
Biological process (GO): protein phosphorylation
Molecular function (GO): cGMP-dependent protein kinase activity; ATP binding
Source: RefSeq, a predicted model, not a curated record